Messenger RNA from Scaptodrosophila lebanonensis, 1011 nucleotides. RefSeq names its product glutaminyl-peptide cyclotransferase-like protein. Gene Ontology annotation, molecular function: zinc ion binding; glutaminyl-peptide cyclotransferase activity. The record is from RefSeq and is a predicted model, not a curated record. The transcript has 4 exons. NCBI's taxonomy places the organism in Eukaryota, Metazoa, Arthropoda, Insecta, Diptera, Drosophilidae. The coding region runs from base 1 to 954 and encodes 317 amino acids.
AUGAUUGCUAAGGUUGUUGUAGGCGUUUGCUUCGCAUAUUUAGUGGUAAACUUAUUCUUCUUGAGGUUGCAAGAGCCUACAAAAGAUUUCCCCGAUGAUGAGGAACAUUUUAAUGCGACCUUGUCCAACAUUUUGAAGCCCCGCUCACCAGGCAGCAAAGGGCAUGACGAGGUUCGUGACUUUCUAUUAUUGGAACUGAAGCGGCUGGGCUUUGAUACCCAUCGAGAUGAGUUCGUUGAUGAAAUUACGUUUACGAACGUUAUGGGAGUCAUGAAUCUGGGGUCACCAAAUUAUUUAAUGCUCACCUGCCACUAUGAUACCCAACGAAAGCGAGGAGACAACUUUGUGGCUGCCACAGACGCUGCUGUUUCGUGUGCUAUGUUGCUUAAUAUGGCCAAAACCUUGGGUCCGUACCUACGUGAGGUGUUCAAAAAUCGCGGCGAUAUUGGUUUAGUGCUAGUUUUCUUUGAUGGCCAUGAUUUAUUGGAACUUAGUGUGGAUGGCGAAAAUGGUUUGUAUGGUUCGCGUCGUUUUACUGAGAGCGAGCCUCUGCCGCUUGAAAAUAUAGAAGUGAUGAUUGCUCUCAACUUGAUUGGCGCCCCAAACCAAUCCUUCAGAAGCCAUCAUGAGAGUACAUUUAGCUUGCAUAAAAUGAUGGCUGAAAUAGAAGAGGCUUUGAUAGCAGAGGGCCAUAUGCAAAAAAAUCACAAGCUGUUCCAUAUAGUACAGGAUCACAAUAGGGACUUUGAGGACGAUCAUUAUCAGUUUCUUAAUGAAGGCGUGCCUGUAAUGCAUCUGGUGCCCCAUACUUACCCAAAAGUCUGGAAUACUGUGGAUGAUAAUGCUGAGAAUCUGCACUGGCCAACAAUUCAAAAUAUGAAUGCAAUCCUUCGUCGAUUUGUCCAUCAAUAUAUUGAAAAUCACGAUGACUACGUUUCCUUCCGGGGUGAUUAAUAUUUAUAUUUGUCAUAAUUGUCGAAUUCCUAAUAAAAAUGUAAAAUGUUACAUUUU